AUGAAGAGCGGAGGUAAAAAAGAAGAGGUAAAAAUAGAGAGAGAAGAGCACGUGCGCGAUGUUUUCGAAAACUUCAGAACCUCGAAGAUAACCAGGGAUGACGUCGCUCGUCUCCGAUUGAAUAACAGCAGCAGCAGUAGCAUAAACAGCGACAAAAGUAGCAAUAGUUUAAAGAGCGUUGAUGAUGGAACAACAAGAACCAUCAUCGACGUGUUACGGGAGAUAUUUCUUCAACGACGAGAAGAGGAUGAGGAAGACUGUGCGAAGUUUUAUCACUUUUGUUUUCUGGCGUGUUUGAAAGGGAAAACAGAGGGAACAAACGCGACGAUUUCAGUGCACGAGGCGUGUGAACUGUGGUCGUUUCUCCUGUCGUCGACGAAGAAACAACAGCUGAGAAAGUCUUCGUCGUCGUUAUCUAUAGAAGAAGGAGGCGCUCCACCGAGGACGACGACCGCGACGACCACGAACACGCCAUCGUCCGUUUUAGCCAAAGGGAUGCUUUUACCGCGGUGGAUGAACCGUACAUUCUGUAAAUUUUGCACAGAGCGUGCGUCAUCGUCGUCGUCUCCUACUUCUUCUGUUUCUCCUAUCGUCGAUGAGAAUACAUUUUUAAGAACGCUAGACUUUGCUCGGUCGUACAGAAAAAACAACGGAUGCAUGCAGGACUGGUACGGGAAGCAACAAUGGCCGACGCUCAUAGAUGACUUCGUCUCUUCGUUAGGUCGAGAAAAAAAUACCACAAACGAGAACGAUAAAAGUGUCGGUAACGACGACGCAGAUCAGAACAGAAUGGACGAAGAGUUGGCUUCUUCUUCCUUAGCGGCAGAUGUAGCCUUUCGAAGAGGGAAAGGAGGAAGAGUUGGAAUGAAAACUGUGCACCCGAGAGGACAAAAGCGCAAAGAGCAAGAGGCGAACGUGGAAGUGCUCUCAUCCCAACUCUCCUCUGCGUUAGAAACGAAGAAACGAAAAACUGGCGGCAUUCGCUUAGACUACUUCGACUGA
Messenger RNA from Bathycoccus prasinos, 1002 nucleotides. RefSeq lists its product with no specific name. The coding region runs from base 1 to 1002 and encodes 333 amino acids. NCBI's taxonomy places the organism in Eukaryota, Viridiplantae, Chlorophyta, Mamiellophyceae, Mamiellales, Bathycoccaceae. The transcript has a single exon. The record is from RefSeq and is a predicted model, not a curated record.